Harmonia axyridis is the source of this 3550-nucleotide messenger RNA. RefSeq names its product transducin-like enhancer protein 3-B. Lineage: Eukaryota; Metazoa; Arthropoda; Insecta; Coleoptera; Coccinellidae. Gene Ontology annotation, biological process: negative regulation of canonical Wnt signaling pathway; regulation of DNA-templated transcription. Gene Ontology annotation, molecular function: protein binding; transcription corepressor activity. Gene Ontology annotation, cellular component: transcription regulator complex; nucleus. Bases 467 to 2764 code for a protein of 765 amino acids. The transcript has 13 exons. The record is from RefSeq and is a predicted model, not a curated record.
AAUGUUUCUGAUGUCGUGUGCACUAAAUGCUGGCAUUUUCGGGGUGUAGUAACUUUUUGUAGCAGAGGAGAAUUGGGGUUCUACGUGUAUGUUUGUGGUUUGGCGGAGAGGGGGAAUACCGAGCGCUCGGAGUGGGGAUGCGAGCCGAUCAGUCGUUUGUGUGACAUAGCGCUGGAAGGUUCUCACUGCGUUCCACGCUCAAGUGUGUUGUGUUCAAUCGUAUUUAUUUUGCCAUAGGAUCUCUGAUACUAGUGAAACGAUUUUGUGAAACUUUUCUUUAAACAGGAGGCCUUUUUUUUUCGUAUCUGUGCUACAGUGAGGAGUGAUUGUGGAGUGAAUAUAGUGGUUUUUUUAGUGCUCUAUCCGGAUUACCCUCGCUCGGCAUUCUUACCGAUCUUGAACGUGUGUUUGUGGACUUUCGCUGAUCUCGGUGAAUUUUUUUAAAGAGAUGUCCUGCUAACGGAAAAUGUACCCCAGUGCAGGAAUGAAUGCUGCCGCGGCUGCUGCGGCAGUGGCUGCUCGUCAUCCGGGACCACCACAGCCAGGACAACCUUUCAAAUUCACAGUAGGAGAAUCAUGUGAUAGGAUAAAAGAAGAAUUUAAUUUUCUACAAGCACAAUACCAUAAUUUGAAAUUAGAAUGUGAAAAGUUAGCCAGUGAAAAAAUCGAGAUUCAGAGACAUUACGUAAUGUACUACGAAAUGUCUUACGGACUGAAUGUCGAAAUGCAUAAACAGACUGAAAUUGCCAAGAGACUGAAUGGUAUUAUAGCCCAAAUUCUGCCAUUUUUAUCCCAAGAUCACCAGCAACAAGUAGCUACAGCCGUGGAAAGGGCGAAGCAAGUCACAAUGUCAGAACUUAACGCAAUCAUAGGACAACAAAGACCAGACCUACCAAGACUCCUGCAGCAGAUGCAUGCGCAACAACUGCCAUCUCACGCAGCUCCCCCUUUACCAAUGAUGCCACAUCCUGGUCUGGCUGGAGCUCCACCAAGUUCUGCAGCUAGCCUUCUGGGUUUAUCCGGUGCACUAGGUGCACCAGGUCAACACCCUUUGGCCAUGCUGGCAGGGAAACCUGACAUGCAUAGAUCGGACGAUGUGAAAUCAAACAGCGGUAUCAACUCCGCAGAAGAGCGUCACAGGAACUCAAUCUCUCCAGGCGACAGAGAGAAAUACCGAUCUCGAACACCUCAAGAGAACGAACACAAGAAAGCAAAAAAGGAAGAUAAGGAUAUGGGCCACGUAAGUAUUAAACACAGCGACGGUGAGAAGAGCGAUCAGGAUCUAGUUGUAGACGACGCAUCUGAAGAUCCCGUAUCACCUCCGAACGGGACAGCGUCACCGAGGGAGAACGGUCUGGAUAAAAUGAACGCCAAGAAGGAUCACCCAGGUCCUCACAGCCCUAGGUCAGGUACGUCGAGUAACGCGUCUACCCCGUCGACCAAAAAGUUGGAUGGAGACAAACCGACCACCCCCAUCUCCAAACCGGUCACCCCAACGUCUGCUGCGGGCCCUUCGAGCGGCGCUGGAGGCUUGAAACCAGUCGUCAAGCCGCCAACGUUGGGGCAGUACCCUCCCUACCUGGCGGGCAUCUCAAACGGAGCAGCUCCCCAUGAACUACAGGCUGCGGCGGCAGCGGCUGCUGGAGCUUACGGUGGACUCCACAACAACCUGCCACCAGCCUUGAACAACUAUCCAAGACCGCCUCUUCAAGUUGGCUAUGAUCCCCAUUCCCAGAUGAGAGCCCCAGUUGUACCAGGACUUGGUAUACCCGGUGGUAAACCGGCCUACUCAUUUCAUGUGAGCGCAGAAGGUCAGAUGCAACCCGUGCCAUUUCCACCAGAUGCCUUAAUCGGACCUGGAAUACCGAGACAUGCGCGACAAAUUAACACCCUGAGCCAUGGUGAAGUUGUUUGCGCAGUCACUAUUUCAAACCCCACAAAAUACGUAUAUACAGGUGGAAAAGGAUGUGUAAAAGUUUGGGACAUAAGCCAGCCAGGCUCUAAAAGCCCUGUAUCCCAAUUAGAUUGCUUACAACGAGAUAAUUAUAUAAGAUCAGUGAAACUACUACCUGAUGGGAGGACACUUAUAGUCGGUGGUGAAGCCAGUAACCUUUCUAUAUGGGACCUUGCUAGCCCCACCCCGAGGAUCAAGGCCGAAUUAACCUCUAGCGCACCAGCCUGCUACGCCCUAGCCAUCAGUCCCGACUCCAAGGUCUGUUUUAGCUGCUGCAGCGACGGCAACAUUGCCGUGUGGGAUUUGCACAACCAGACGCUUGUUCGACAGUUCCAAGGCCAUACAGAUGGCGCCUCCUGCAUUGACAUUUCUGCAGAUGGCACCAAACUAUGGACAGGCGGCUUGGACAAUACUGUCCGUAGCUGGGACUUGAGAGAAGGCAGACAACUCCAACAGCAUGACUUUAGUUCGCAGAUCUUCUCACUUGGAUAUUGUCCUACCGGUGAAUGGCUUGCAGUAGGCAUGGAGAACUCCAACGUUGAAGUUCUGCAUGCAUCCAAACCAGACAAGUAUCAACUCCAUUUGCACGAGAGUUGCGUUCUGAGUUUGCGAUUUGCAGCGUGCGGUAAAUGGUUCGUAUCGACCGGCAAGGAUAACUUAUUGAACGCUUGGCGGACGCCGUAUGGUGCCAGUAUAUUCCAGUCUAAGGAGUCGUCGAGUGUGUUAAGCUGUGACAUUUCAGCGGAUGACAAAUACAUAGUUACAGGCUCUGGGGAUAAGAAGGCAACAGUCUACGAAGUGAUCUAUUGAAGCCAAUAGACUACUUAGCAGACUUGAAACGAAUUUGUGCAAGACUCGAGUAGAAUAAUAAAAGAAAUGUGAUACUUAUAUAUAAUUACUAUUUUCUGGUUGGAUUUUAUGAGUUGAUAAAAAUUUAAGUGAUCUGACUGUCGUUUCGUUAGUUUCGGUGAUCUCCAUGACAAUUUAACGAUAUAUAUAUAGUUAUCUGAUUUAUAUACAGAAUGAUUGGAACAAGUUGGUUAGUCAAUCCAACAAAUGAACUCUAGAUUGAAUGAUUUUACCUUUGAAUAUUGUAAAUACAAUUGACGAAAAUAAGCACACUGUUUUUUGUUAUUUAAUAUGUAGCGCAUUGUCCAGAAUGCAAAAACAAUACAAAGACAAAUGUAUAAUAUUAUAUAUUUGUAAUUAAUGCUAUUCCAGCGAAGUAUCUCGAUGUUGCUCCCACUACUUCGCAUGUGCAAAAUAGUACCUUUUUGUGUAUAUCAAUGUAUUUCCGUUUCUCCAACUAGAUAGCAUUUAAUACAUCUGAAUUUAUGUUAUAGAUUUGUAGAUACUGAAAAUUAUAUCCUUGUUUUUAUUUUCAUAUUUGAUAAAGUUAAGUCCCUUUUUUUUUGAUUUUUACUAAUUCAAUCGUCUUAAUAUUCUCAAUAUGAUGUCAAUAGAAUUGUUCAGUAUUUCGUAUUUUUUGUAAUGAAAGGUCAUCAACAAUGCAUACCUCAGCAUAACAAGAGAAACAAUAGCCCAGAUGUAUUUUUACCAGAAGUCGAAAAUAAAUUAUGUUAUUUUCAUUCUUAA